AGAUAAUAGGACUAUCGCACGCUCUAGUGCUGUUCGUUGUUGGACUUGUGAUAAUUCAUCGGUUUCGACGUCCAAAACUUAACGAACCUCCGCUCGUACCUUACAAAUAUCCGUUUGUCGGACAUUCUUUUGAAUUUAAGCGAAAUCCUGAGGAGUUUAUCAAACAAUGUCAUAAGAAGUACGGGGAUAUCUUCUCGUUUUAUGCGUCUCGCCAAAUUUACACUGUUGUCAGCAAUGAUCUGGUCUAUGAACUGUUCCGGUCGUCUGAUUUUAGUUUCAGGAGCGUGUCUGACGUUGGUUCAACAAUCGCACAAGCAUUCAUCGUUAUUGCUUUGAGAUAUUUAUUCACUUCACUUGUUAAUCAGAGAUUCCCGUUUUACGACAUCAUUGGAUCAACCCUAUAUCCAGAUUUUACUGAUAACCUAUCCGCGAUGCUUAAAGAUAGUUUAUACGGACAUCUUGCCGAUUAUCAGACACGAAUCUACCGCGAGUUACGAAAUGGUAUAGAUCAGUUGAUCGGGGACUGUAAGGAAGCUAAAGUAAUUAACAAUCCUGAGUAUAUAAUAAGGAUUAUUAUCGCGCGGACAGUUGCAAAUGUGGUUGUUGGUGAGACGCUAUGUAGAGAUCCUGAAGUCGUGGAAACUUUUGCAACAUUUGCUACUGUGUUGGUGCAGAGUAGAAAGCUUUCCGACUUUGCGUAUUUUAUUCAUCCUAGUGUCCACAGAAAAUACGCGAAAUUAAUCUUCAACUGCGGUGACAACCCAGUACAAAAGCACAAGGAUCUUUUAAUAAGAAAAUUAAAGUUCGUUUUUGAGAAACAUCAUCAGCGAGACAGGCAACAGCACGGAAAUGAAUGGACAUGUGCUGUAAAUGAUCUUAUUGACAGAAUUAUCAACCAUUCCCUUGAAUUAUUUGGUCAAGUCCAAUAUGAUUAUAUAGCAUGCUAUUUGUUGAGUCUUAUAUUGGCUGGAAUACACACCGUGAGUGCAAAUGUAUUGAAUACUCUUAAUGAUUUUGCGGGAAGGCCGGAGUACUGGGAGGAUCUAAGAGAAGAGCAAGAAUUCAUUGCAGGUGAUGUUGAAUCUGAUUUGAGUGUAAGACAAGUGAACGAAAUGAAAAAGUUGGAUAGUUUCGUCAAGGAAUCCACUCGUCUUGUUGGGCAUGUUCUGGCUUUCUCCCACCGCGUGAUGAGCUCGUCGUACACAUUCAAAAAUGGAUAUCAGGUUCCCAAAGACCGCCUUGUAUUUGUGAACCAUCUCGCCUACAUGUCUGAUCCCUCUCUGCAUGGUGACAAUCCUGAGACAUUUUCUGGAUUUAGAUACGUUGAAAAGAUCCAUUUACCAAGGUUGAUAGCAAUGGCAAUUCUCAUCAGAAAGUAUGAGAUUAGCAGUCUUGAUGGGAAGCGACCAAAAAAUAUCAUAGGAUAUGGAGGUAUCAUAAUUGCUUCUGCGCCUUUGAAGUUUAAAAGCAGAGA
Paraglomus occultum is the source of this 1474-nucleotide messenger RNA. The record is from the annotation of a GenBank genome assembly. Lineage: Eukaryota; Fungi; Glomeromycota; Glomeromycetes; Paraglomerales; Paraglomeraceae.